GGUCACACUGCUGCUUGUAAACACGUGCAGUUGCAAUGGGAAAAGUCCGGAAAGUGAAGACACGGACGCCCUCCGGCGUGGACACGUCGGCGGAUCUGGAGCAUGUCCUGGGCUUGGAAGCGGAGGGCGUGGCGGAGGGCUGCGGGCCCAUCGAGGCGAUCUGCGUGCACCUGCAGCGAACGGAUGUGGAGGACAAGCUGAACGGACUGCACUCCUUCGCCGUGCUGGCGCUGCGCAAGGAGAAGGUGCGCGAGAUUUGUGGCAGCGAGCUGGUCCGGAUUGCGGCCCCCCUGCUAUGCGACAAGGAGAGCGCCAUCCGGAACGCGGCGGCGGGGGCCUUCCGGAACCUUUCUGUUUUUGGCACGGAGGUGUGCGACUUCCUCGUGGAAAACGACAUAAUGACCGCCCUGCUGACUCUGAUCCGGGGCUACGACCUGACCAAAAAUGGCUUUGAGAACGAACUACAAGCGGACACCUUCCUGCAGGCGAUUCAUCUGCUCCGGAACUUGUGCGAGAGCUCGCCAACAGCCACAGAAGCCUUCAAUCAGGCAAACUUCCUUCCCAGCCUGCUUAUGGGCUUCGAUUACCGAAAAUUCGGACUGGAAAUUGCCAUUUCGGUGGCCCAACUGGUGUUGGUGGUGUCCGAGAACAACUCCAGCUCAUGGAACGUCCUGGCCGGCAGUAGCGCGCUACCAGAACUCCUUAGUGUUCCGGCAGAGAGCCACGCACAACUUUACCUUAACGCCCUGGCCGCUGGUAUAUUAUGCAACGUGCCCGCCUGCUCAGCAGCCCACACCCGGGAGAUCCUGACCAGUCUAGACAAACUGCUCACCAUCGAUCCGCAGGCUCAGCUGUUGAGUUGUAAAAACGAGAUACUGAAUGCCAAAUCGAACAAUGAGGCACCAGUGCUGGAAAUCUCAAUGGAAACCGAGGAGAUGACGGAAUCCCAGAGCGCCAAUCCGUCCAAACCUAACCAAUGCGAUGCUGACGUGACACUCAAGAACCUGGAGCACUUGCUUGACGCCCAACGACUGGUGGCUGAGAUUGUCACGAACUUGGGAUCCAGCGAUGAACAGAGCAACUGGGAUACGGACAGCGAGCAGUCUGAGACCGAGAUCGUGGCAGAUUACGACAUGGAAGACGAUCCAGUUGACAGCGGUGCGGGUGGAUUGCCCGCCAACUUCUUGGAGACUAUCAAACAAAACAAGGUGGUCGAGAAGCUUUGGCAAAAAGCACAGCCUUUGGAUCCAGCUUUGGAGAAACUUCUGUUCCAGCAGGACAAUAUCAAGGAGAAAGUGGUUAAAUUACGAGUGUCCUAUUUGAUUUGUCUCCAGAACCUAUGUAACGUGCUGGCUGCAGAAGAUUUGGGCGGCUACAGUGAGGUCUACAAUAUGUGGAUGAACUUGGGUCAGCAAGCCUUUAAGGGAACCGAAAAUGUAGAUGUACUGGAGGCUAUCACCUCGCUGAUGCGCUCCUCACUGAGUUUGCUUAAGUCGCGCAGGGAUCUCUUUAGUCAGAUGACCGAAAACGACCUGAACAUGAUUAUCGAGGGAGCCAGCAACUGCACGGAUUUGAAUAUCCGGGUUAACUGGAACCGGAUGCUGGGUACUCUGGGCUCCCUCCUCUCGGAGCCACUGGUUAAGGUUAUAGUGCAAUUUCUGUUGACUUUGUGUGCCAAGGAGGAGGAUCUGUGGGCCUUGUCCGAAGGACUCGAUGCUCUUAUGGACAUUUUUGCAGUGGACGACUGGCCGCAGAUCAUCGCGGAGCUGGAGAUGUGCGAUCGGGUGCAAGCCCUGGAGGAAUCGUUCAAGGCAAAGCUGCGCCAACAGCGACGUGAACUGAAGGAGAGACGAGCCACCAUCUACACAGUAAAAACCAAUUUUUCACGCUUCGUCUCGUAUCUGAGCAAGAACUGUAAACAAUAAAAUUAACCUGACGACAAGUAAA
This is a messenger RNA of Drosophila rhopaloa, 1947 nucleotides long. RefSeq lists its product as uncharacterized. The transcript has a single exon. The record is from RefSeq and is a predicted model, not a curated record. The coding region runs from base 36 to 1925 and encodes 629 amino acids. NCBI's taxonomy places the organism in Eukaryota, Metazoa, Arthropoda, Insecta, Diptera, Drosophilidae. Gene Ontology annotation, biological process: protein import into nucleus; ribosomal large subunit biogenesis.